This is a messenger RNA of Monopterus albus (swamp eel), 1237 nucleotides long. It is a transcript of the gene crhbp, whose product is annotated as corticotropin releasing hormone binding protein. Gene Ontology annotation, molecular function: corticotropin-releasing hormone binding. Lineage: Eukaryota; Metazoa; Chordata; Actinopteri; Synbranchiformes; Synbranchidae. The record is from RefSeq and is a predicted model, not a curated record. The transcript has 7 exons. Gene Ontology annotation, biological process: negative regulation of corticotropin-releasing hormone receptor activity; negative regulation of corticotropin secretion; hormone-mediated signaling pathway. Bases 94 to 1056 code for a protein of 320 amino acids.
ACAGACCAAGUGGCCCUAUAAAAAGCAGCGCUGGUCGCUGCGCAGCUCAGACUCUCUUCGCUCAGGUGCGCCUUGGACACAGAGACGCGCGUUAUGGAGCGCACGUUCCGAGAGCAGCUCUUCUUUCUGGUGUUGUGUCUGUCUGUCCUCACGGGAGACUCCAGAUAUAUUGAGAACAACGAGAUCUCAAAUGAUGAAUGGUAUUCAUUGUUCAACCCGGAACUUAGGAGAGAAACACCUGAGGACUUAAUGUAUCGCCGACCUUUACGUUGUCUGGACAUGGUUGCAGUGGAGGGUCAGUUCACCUUCACAGCUGAGCGUCCUCAGCUCAGCUGUGCUGCCUUCUUCAUGGCAGAGCCCAGUGAAGUCAUCACUGUGGAGUUUGACAGGGUGGACAUCGACUGCGGGGGAGGGGACUUCAUCACGGUUUUUGAUGGCUGGGUGAUGAAAGGAGAAAAGUUCCCCAGCUCCCAGGAUCACCCGCUGCCUCUGUUUGAGCGCUAUGUGGACUACUGUGACUCGGGGACGCUGAGGAGAAGGGUGAGCUCCUCUCAGAAUGUGGCCAUGCUCUUCUUUCGCAUUCACAGUGCUGGAAGCAGCUUCACCCUGACAGUCAGGAAACACAUCAACCCUUUCCCAUGUAAUGUUAUCUCCCAGUCACCAGAGGGCAGUUACACGAUGGUGAUCCCGCAGCAGCACAGGAACUGCAGCUUUUCCAUUAUAUAUCCAGUGGAGAUUAACAUCUCAGAGUUCAGCCUGGGACACUACAGCAACUUCCCCAAGAGGUCCAUGCCUGGCUGCACAGAAUCAGGAGAUUUCGUGCAGCUGCUGGGAGGAAGUGGCAUCGACACAUCGAAGCUGCUGCCCAUCACAGACCUCUGCAUCUCCUUCCCUGGACCCAUCCACAUGAAGAUCGGCUGUGACAACACAGUGGUGAGGAUGGUGUCCAGUGGCAGGUUUGUCACCCGAGUGUCUUUCAGCUACCGGCUACUGGACAGUCAGGAGCUACAGAUGAUCAGGCUCAACAGUGUGGAAGAUUUCUGUUUCAAUAACUGAUCCCCUCAGGAUCAGGAAGUGCAUCAGAAAUGAUUUUAUUAAAAACCACAGAUCCACCCAGUCAGUCCAAAGACAUGAACAUAAAAAUAUAUGAAAAUUAAGAUCUAUAAAAACUCACUGGGCAGACAGUUUUUCAUCUUUGAUUCAUUCUGGUUGUUUAAAUAAAGCUCAAUGAAGUCUG